Molecule: messenger RNA, 3432 nt
Organism: Ictidomys tridecemlineatus (thirteen-lined ground squirrel)
Lineage: Eukaryota; Metazoa; Chordata; Mammalia; Rodentia; Sciuridae
Gene: Prpf18
Product: pre-mRNA processing factor 18
Biological process (GO): RNA splicing; generation of catalytic spliceosome for second transesterification step
Cellular component (GO): U2-type post-spliceosomal complex; U4/U6 x U5 tri-snRNP complex; U5 snRNP
Source: RefSeq, a predicted model, not a curated record
UCCAGCUUCCGCCGGAAGCAGACCCCGUCUGUUGUCCUCCGGUAGUUUGGGUUGUUUGUAGUGAGUGUACGGCGGCGGGCAGUCUGAGGUUAGGUCCCAGGGGGUGGAGAGGGGAUCUGGAGCUUAACCCCGAGCAGCGAGAUGGACAUUUUGAGAUCAGAGAUUUCCCGGAAGCGGCAGCUGGUGGAAGAGAGAAACCUGUUGGUGGAAAAUAAAAAAUAUUUCAGACGUAGUGAACUUGUGAAAAAAGAGGAGGAGGCAUAUUUUGAAAGAUGCGGCUACAAGCCUAUAAGUGAGAAGCCAUCUGGAGAGAUACAGCCAAAAGAGGAGGACCAGAAACCAUUAACUUCAUCAAAUCCAGUAUUAGAACUUGAAUUGGCAGAGGAAAAAUUACCCAUGACUCUUUCUAGGCAAGAGGUUAUCAGAAGGUUAAGAGAAAGAGGAGAACCAAUUAGACUAUUUGGAGAAACUGAUUAUGAUGCUUUUCAACGUUUAAGAAAAAUAGAGAUCCUCACACCAGAAGUUAAUAAGGGCUUGAGGAAUGAUCUGAAAGCAGCUUUGGAUAAGAUUGAUCAACAGUACCUCAAUGAAAUUGUGGGUGGUCAAGAACCUGGAGAGGAAGAUACACAAAAUGAUUUGAAAGUUCAUGAAGAAAACACGACAAUUGAAGAGUUAGAGACACUGGGGGAGUCUUUAGGGAAAGGCGAUGAUCAUAAGGACAUGGACAUCAUCACCAAGUUCCUGAAGUUUCUUCUUGGUGUUUGGGCUAAGGAAUUGAAUGCCAGAGAAGAUUAUGUGAAACGCAGUGUUCAGGGUAAACUGAACAGUGCUACUCAGAAGCAGACUGAGUCCUAUCUCAGACCACUUUUCAGAAAACUCCGGAAAAGGAAUCUUCCUGCUGACAUUAAAGAAUCAAUAACAGAUAUUAUUAAAUUCAUGUUGCAGAGGGAAUAUGUAAAGGCAAAUGAUGCUUACCUUCAGAUGGCCAUUGGAAAUGCUCCCUGGCCUAUUGGUGUCACUAUGGUUGGUAUCCAUGCCAGAACUGGCAGGGAAAAGAUUUUUUCUAAGCAUGUUGCACAUGUUUUAAAUGACGAAACUCAACGGAAAUAUAUUCAGGGAUUGAAGAGGUUAAUGACUAUUUGCCAGAAACACUUUCCUACAGAUCCAUCAAAAUGUGUGGAGUACAAUGCACUGUGAGACCUAUGUUCGAUGUGUAAAUAACAGUGAGAAACUUAAGGAAGCAGGGUAUGGACUCCUCGCAUUACCAGCAAGAUUGAAGGAAGAAGAAAACUGGAGUUUCUGGUCUCUGAGUUUACCUGAUACAAUUUGUGAUCAGUUUUAAAAACUGUGUUGGCUUUUAUAUCAUGUCUGACUGUAAACUGAUUUUUCUGUCUUAUUUUUAUUUUAAAAAGUUGAAAAAUUAGCUGGGCAUGGUGUGCACUCCAGUAAUCCCACUGCUGUGGGAGGCUGAGGCAGGAGGAUUGCAAGUUCAAAGGUAGCCUCAGCAACUUAAUGAGGCCCUAAGCAACUUAAUGAGACCCUGUCUCAAAAUAAAAAAUAAAAAGGGCUGGCGAUGUGGCUCUGUAUUUAAGUGCUGCUGGGUUAAAUUCCCAGCACCCCCCCCCCCGAAAAAAAAAGUUGAAAAAUUGAAUUCUAUAAAGUUUUCCCAUCAUUUAAAUGCAUAGGCAGCAGUUACAUAAGGGGUUUAAAAAUGACCUUUUCCUACUAGACCUGAAAAUUGUAGUUAGAUAAUUUAAAAAAAAAAUUGAGGAUGGACUUAAUUUUUCUGUAUAAUAUGAUAAUUUGCACAUUAUCUUUUAUGUGUGUUAUAGAAAAUAUUUUAUAUAUUUCAUUAAAAAUAUUAGACCAUUCAAUGGACUGUUAAAGGUUUCUGAACUUUUGUCAUCUUGCAAUAGAAUAUGAAUGUAAAUGUUCUUACUGUUAACUAAAGUGUUAUUUUUCUUGUGUUUCAAAGCUUGCUUUUAUUUUCUAAGGAGUAUACUUUUGUCAUUUCUCAGUGCAGCUAGAAUUAAUAGGAAGUAUGAGUUAAAAAACAGUGAUAAUAUAUCUUACUAACAUAAAUGUAAGAAGGCAAUGCCCGCGAGCCAAGGUUCAGGGUGAGGGAAAACAGAUAACGAAGCCAGCCAAGAGUUGGACUGUGUUCCCAGCUGUGCCCAACCAAACAGGAAGAAAAUGCCAAAACUGAACUCACUGCCUUAGCUCUGGUCUUCUACAAAGUGAGGACUUGUUCUAGGUCUUGCACAGUAUUAUACUUUCAUCAUUGCAACUGAUCAUCUGCUUUAGAGUUUAGAGUACCAAGUUAAUGAAAUAAUGUGAGUAAAUAGAACGUUACGUAACAGGUGAAAUGGAUACUGGAUAGUGUAAGAAUGGGAGUCCCCAAAGUCAGAGCUUCCCAGAAUCUCAGCUCUGCCUACUAAUAAUAUGACUUUGGUUAAGUGACUUAAUCUUUUUUUUUUUUUUAAAGAGAGAGAGAGAAUUUUAUUUAUUUUUUUAGUUUUUUGGCGGACACAACAUCUUUCUUCGUAUGUGGUGCUGAGGAUCGAACCCAGGUUGCACGCACAUCAGACAAGUACGCUACUGCUUGAGCCACAUCCCCAGCCCUAAGUGACUUAAUCUUGCUAAGCCUCAGCUUCCUUAUCUUACAGUGAUGGUAAUAAUAAUACAUACUUCAUUUUCAUUAUUAUUGUCUUAAAGUAAAAUAAAAUGCUUAGAAUACUGCCUGGCAAAUAAUAAGAGCUCAGUAAAUAUUAGCUGUUGUGUCAUUAUUAUUGUUAUUAUGUUGUUAUUAGAGGGCAGCUUACGUACCUUCACAAACUCUUUGGUUAGUUGCUGUGUGUACUCAUGUCAUAGUAAUAAUGAUGGUGUUAACAAUAGCAGCAGUAAUAAUGGAGCCAUUGAUUAAGUUUUUUCCUGUGUCUGGGCUCCAUGACUGAUUUUCAGCCAGUUCUGAAUUUAAAGUCAGAGGAUGAAACCUAGAGGCCACCGAGUUGAUGUUAGAUUCAUAUCAUUUAUUCUGGCCUGCUCUUGAGAAAGAUCAAAAGUUGUUUUUGGCCCAUUGUGGUCCAUGGCUGUGCCUAGACAGGAUUGUUUCUGCUGGUUACUUGCCUGGUGAUGGUUAAGUCUGCUGUCCUAAGUCAGGGCUGUUUACCCCAUCCCCCUGCCUCUUACUUUGGAAGCCUUUUCUUAUUAUUAAAUUAGGUAGAGCUUAUGGGAACUUAAUAGCACAAGUGAGAAACAGACUUCUAUGAGAAGGUUUCAACUUUUUGUAUAAGGACUUAACUUAAAAAUAUUGUUGAUGAAUACUGCUUAAAUUAUUUUUUCUUCAUUCACAGUUAUGCAAUAGCUUGGCAGUCACUUAAUUUAUUGUUGUUGUUCUUUUUCUGAUAGUUAAUUAAAAAGAAACUAAUGUGA